AUGCGUUUGCAAGUCCCUCUUCUCUGUGACGGCUGCGCUCGCGGGCCUCGCUCGACGAUGUCACUGAUUGCUGCAGAUCCCCUCCCCUGCAUUCUCCCCCCGCACAGCUCAAGAUGAAGGCCCCAGCGGCGUACGUAGCUGGUCUAGGUCGAGGUGCUUCCGGGUUCACGACCCGAUCCGAUAUUGGACCCGCGCGAGAGCAAGUGACGGAUGACGCCGCGGAGGACAAGAACGCCGGCCGAGGCGAGGAGAUCGAUGGCGAUCUGCCCGACCGCUAUCAGGAUCCAGAGAAUGAGACCGGCUUGUUUGCGGGUACGUGGCUGUUUUGCGUGGCGUUCUCGGACCCGAGUGUGAGGGGGGGCCACGUGGGGGUGCAAGCCAGCUGAUGGAACCCCCACCUCGUACGGCGACUGCAAUCUCCUCACAGGCAUGGUCUACGAAGCCGACGACGAAGAGGCCGACCGAAUUUACGAAGCCGUCGAUGCCCAAAUGGACGAGAGGAGGAGAAAGCGCAGGGAAGCGAGGGAGAAGGAGGAGGAGGAAAAGUUCCGAGCCGAACGACCGACGAUCCAGGCCCAGUUCGCCGAUCUGAAGCGUGGCUUGGCCGACAUGACCGAUCAGGAAUGGGACAGUCUACGUGAGUGGUGAUCACGGUGCACACUGGGGGUAACAGUCCGGCAACUGAACUGAACACCUUGCUCAUCCUGCAGCGGAGGUCAACAACUUGAUCGGCAAUCGGAUCAAGAAGCCCCGGCUGGAAGGCCGAAGCUUCAACGUGCCCGACAGUGUGCUCGUAGCUUCUCGAGAUCGCAAUGCCGUCGAGUCGGCUCUCUCAGAAGAGCAAAUGGUAGGUGGUCAUCGGGACAUAUCCUGCCUGAGUCAAAUGCUGAUGAUUCUAGUCACUUUUGUCGAUCGCAGGAGGAUGGGACGAAAACCUCGAUGAACGCUCUGACCGACUUUGCCGAGAUCGGUCAAGCUCGAGAAAAGAUGUUGUCAAUCAAACUUGAACAACAAGCCGGCACAGACUCGGUCUCGGGCUCGACGACCAUCGACCCCAAGGGCUAUCUCACCGGCCUGCAAUCCCAAGUCCUCAAGACCGCGACCGAGAUCGGAGAUAUCAAGCGAGCACGGCAGUUGCUGCAGUCGUUGACCAAAACGAAUCCCAAGCAUGCUCCUGGAUGGGUCGCUGCAGCUUGGCUGGAAAACGUUGCGGGGAAGUCCGUGCAGGCACGCAAGAUCAUUGCCGAAGGGUGCCAGCAUUGUCCCAAGAAUGAGGAUGUCUGGAUCGCCGCGAGCGAAUUGAAUGUGAGGAAAGCUGUGAUCGAAGUAACAUUCAGACGCGCUGACUUCCACCUUCGAACAUUUUACAGACCAACGAUAACGCCAAAGUCAUCCUUGCCAACGCCGUACAAGAGCUCCCCCAGUCCGUGCGGAUUUGGAUGCGGGCCGUUGAGCUGGAGAACGACCCGUCCGCAAAGAAGCGCGUGCUUCGGAAGGCGCUCGAGUACAUCCCCGCCUCGGUCAAAUUAUGGAAGGAGACGGUCAAACGCGAGGAGAACCCCGAGGAUGCGCGCAUCUUGCUUGCCCGAGCCGUCGACGUCAUUCCUCAUUCGCAAGAGCUAUGGCUUGCAUUGGCACGGCUGGAAACGCCCGAUCGCGCUCGACAGGUGCUCAACAAGGCGCGCAAGACGAUCCCGACCUCACACGAGAUUUGGAUCGCCGCCGGUCGAUUGCAGGAGCAAGAAGGCAACACCUCUCAGGUCGACGCCAUCAUCGCAAACGGUGUCGCCGCGCUCAAAAAGAACGGUGCGAUCUUGACUCGUGAGCAAUGGCUCGGCGAAGCCGAACGAUGCGAGAGCGCCGGCAGUAUCGUCACCGCUCAGGCCAUCCUCAAAGCGACGCUGCAUCUCGAUGUCGAAGAGGAGGACCGACAGGAGCGAUGGCUCGAAGAUGCGCAGACCAUGACGAGCAAGGGCUUGAUCGGCUGCGCUCGAGCCAUCUUUGCAUAUUCGCUCAACGUCUUUCCUCACAAGCAGGUGUUGUGGCGGAAAGCCGCCGAAUUGGAGAAGGCGCACGGCACAAGAGAGACGCUGUUGGCGCUCUUGAACAAGGCCGUCGAGUCCGUACCUCAAGCCGAGGUCCUUUGGCUCAUGGCUGCGAAAGAGUCUUGGCUCGGCGGCGACGUCCCCGGUGCUCGCGCAAUUCUGGGCCGGGCAUUCGAGGCCAAUCCCGAGAGCGAAGGUAUUUGGCUCGCAGCGGCCAAGCUUGAGGCCGAGAACGGACAGAUCGAGGCCGCUCGAGAACUCAUGCGACGUGCCGUCGAGCGCGUCGGAACCGAACGUAUUUGGAUCAAGUCCGCCGUCUUCGAACGACAACACGCGACGGCCGAUUCUGCGCUCUCCACUGCCAAAGCGGGUUUGGCUAAAUACGACCGCUCCGCGAAACUGUACCUCAUCCACGCGCAGUUGUUGCUCGCCCAGGAACCCCCUGCCACAAAUGCAGCGAGGGAAGUGCUGGCGACGGCGGCCAAGAAGUGCCCGACUUCGGUGCCGAUCUGGUUAUUGGCUUCGAGGCUCGAGGAGAACGUCGGGUUGCGCAUCAAGGCGCGUGCGUUGUUGGAGAAGGCGAGGAACCUCAACCCCAAGAGCGAAGAGGUUUGGCUCGAGUCGGUAAAGGUCGAGGAGAGGGACGGAAGUGGGGCUGCCAAGGGGAUGCUCGCUCGAGGUACGUGGUCACGUCGGGCUAUCAAAAGUUCAGCUGUGCAUCUCACUGAUCGUUCUUCUUCCGUUGUCCGCCAUAGCUCUGCAAGCGUUGCCGACAUCAGGGAUCUUGCACUCGUACUCGGUGUGGCAAGAACCUCGGGCCACACGCAAGUCGCGAUCGGUCGACGCGCUCAAAAAGGCCAACAACUCGCCCGCCAUCAUCGUCACCGUCGCGCGGCUGUUCUGGGCCGAACGUAAAAUCGAGAAAGCGAGGGACUGGUUCUCGCGAGCCGCGACAGCCGAUGGCGACUUCGGCGAUGCUUGGGCUUGGUGGUGGAAGUUCGAACGGCAGCAUGGCGUCGAAGCCAACAAGCAGAUCGCGUUGGACCAGUGCACACAAGCGGACCCGCACCACGGUCAGACUUGGCAAGUCGUCCUCAAGGACCCUAAGAAUGCUGGCAAGAGCAUGAAGGAGUUGCUGGAUUUGGCUGCCGAUGCUGUGGAGGAGGAGAAGAGCACUGUUGUGUAG
Molecule: messenger RNA, 3231 nt
Organism: Microbotryum saponariae
Lineage: Eukaryota; Fungi; Basidiomycota; Microbotryomycetes; Microbotryales; Microbotryaceae
Source: the annotation of a GenBank genome assembly